CAGCUGCAACACUACGUCAAACUGCGACGAUCCGGUUUGUCCGCGUUUUCCGCGUUGGCUGAGUCCAAACGUUUUGAAGAGCUGAAUUCCGUGGAAAAUCCUUUAAGUGUGAACAAGACGACUGGGUCUAAACCGGAACGUAAGGCUACUGGUGGCACUCCGAAACUGUGUCGAUCACGACCGAGAAAGCGUGGGGGUCAGAAAGAACGUUCCGAAGAAGCCAAAAGUUCGAGGAUUCUGGGUCCGGGUCACCCUCGACUCAGUUUAGUCCGUCUGUUCAGCAGUGUUCCCACCGAUGCAUUCACCUUGAUACCGAAGUUGAACAAAUGA
Echinostoma caproni is the source of this 330-nucleotide messenger RNA. The record is from the annotation of a GenBank genome assembly. NCBI's taxonomy places the organism in Eukaryota, Metazoa, Platyhelminthes, Trematoda, Plagiorchiida, Echinostomatidae.